AUGUUUUGUGCUAUUUCUGGAGAAGCACCUAAAGAACCUGUCGUUUCUCUCAAGUCAGGAAGCGUAUUUGAAAAGAACUUGCUUGAAAAAUUCGUUGAAGAACAUGGUCGUGAUCCCAUCAAUCAAGAAGCAAUGACAACAGAUGAUAUACUUGCUCUCAAGACAACUCCCGAGACAGUCAAGCCUCGUCCUCCCAAGUUGUCUUCUGUUCCUUCCAUCUUGUCUACCCUUCAAGAUGAAUGGGACAGUGUGAUGCUUGAAUCAUUCACCCUGAAACAACAAUAUCAACAAGUACGUCAAGAAUUAUCUCAUGCUUUGUAUCAAAACGAUGCUGCUACUCGUGUGAUUGCGCGUUUAAAGAAAGAACGCGAUGCUGCUAGAGAAGCACUUGCCAAUGUACAAGCUCAUUUAGGUGUUUCUGCUGCACCUGCUACCACAGCUGCACCAGCUCAAGAAUCCAUGGAAGUGGAUGGUGGUUUACCUGAUGAUGUUGUUGAAAAGAUCAACAAGACCAGUGAAGAAUUAUCUUCUAUGCGUCGUCAAAAGAAGAAGCCACCAGUCGAGUAUGCCACAUUGGAAUCUAUCAAAGCUUAUCAACAGACCAACACAAUUCCUUCGCUUCAUUCUGCUCGUUCAGCAGGCAUCACAGCUCUCGAUAUUGACGCAACGGACAAUUUGAUCUUGACAGGUGGUAAUGAUAAGCAUGUCCAGGUCUACAACAAGGCAGAAGAUAAAGUGGUUGUCAACUUGGCAGGCCAUACCAAAAAGAUCACUAGUGUUCAAUUUAGAGGCAAACAACAAGAGAAUGAUGUGUUUAUCAGUGCCAGUGCAGAUAAACAUGUCCGUGUCUGGAUACCUGAUGAUAAAAAAGUGUAUGCUUUGGGCCACAAUAUCAAUGCACACAAGCAUGAAGUGACUGGUGUUCAUGUUCAUCCUUCCAAAGACUAUUUUGUCAGUGCUGGUUUGGAUGCUAAAUGGUCACUUUAUGACUUUGAAUCAGCCAAGCCUGUUGUAGAGACAUUCCAUGCACAAGAGCAAGGCUAUUCAUCUAUUCAAUUCCAUCCUGAUGGUAUGAUUUUGGGUGCAGGCACAACAGAUGGUGUUGUGCAGAUCUGGGAUGUCAAGUCUCAAAAGGUCGCUGCUCAGUUUGAAGAUCAUGCAGGACAUGUCAAGGCCAUUGCAUUCUCCGAAAAUGGUUAUAUCUUGGCCACUGCUUCUGAAGAUAAUCUUGUCAAGAUUUGGGAUCUUCGUAAAUUAGCCAACACAAAGACAUUCAGUUUGGAUGAAGGCUAUAAGGUCAAUACACUCAAGUUUGAUCAUUAUGGACAAUACCUUGCUGUGGGUGGUACUGAUGUACGUGUCUUAAAAGCCAAGGAUGGCUCUUCCCUUGCUACAUUUACUGAUAACAAUGCUACUGAAAUCACUGGUCUACACUGGUCUUCUCUUGCUCAAACAUUGGUCAGUUCAGGCUUAGACCGUACAGUUCGCUUUUAUGGCACUGCCAAUGAAUAAAAUACAUAUAUUGUUUAUAUAUUAUGAU
This is a messenger RNA of Gilbertella persicaria, 1540 nucleotides long. RefSeq names its product WD40-repeat-containing domain protein. The coding region runs from base 1 to 1512 and encodes 503 amino acids. Gene Ontology annotation, cellular component: Prp19 complex; cytoplasm; U2-type catalytic step 1 spliceosome. The record is from RefSeq and is a predicted model, not a curated record. Gene Ontology annotation, biological process: protein ubiquitination; DNA repair; mRNA splicing, via spliceosome. The transcript has 5 exons. Gene Ontology annotation, molecular function: protein binding; ubiquitin protein ligase activity. NCBI's taxonomy places the organism in Eukaryota, Fungi, Mucoromycota, Mucoromycetes, Mucorales, Choanephoraceae.